This is a messenger RNA of Manacus vitellinus (golden-collared manakin), 1500 nucleotides long. It is a transcript of the gene SLC37A2, whose product is annotated as solute carrier family 37 member 2. Lineage: Eukaryota; Metazoa; Chordata; Aves; Passeriformes; Pipridae. The transcript has 18 exons. Gene Ontology annotation, cellular component: endoplasmic reticulum membrane. The coding region runs from base 1 to 1482 and encodes 493 amino acids. Gene Ontology annotation, molecular function: glucose 6-phosphate:phosphate antiporter activity. The record is from RefSeq and is a predicted model, not a curated record. Gene Ontology annotation, biological process: phosphate ion transmembrane transport; glucose-6-phosphate transport.
AUGGCCCAGGAGGGCUAUCGGGGACUGACGCUGGUGCUGACCUUCCUCUGCUACACCAGCUACCACCUCUCCCGAAAACCCAUCAGCAUUGUCAAGAGCCAGCUGCACCCCAACUGCUCAGCCUUCGGCCCACACCCUCGCAAUGUCUCCAACAGCAGCACGUGGUGCAGCUGGGCACCCUUUGAUCAGGACAACUACAAGGAGCUUUUUGGGGCCCUGGAUAAUGCCUUCCUGGUGGCCUACGCCAUCGGGAUGUUUAUCAGUGGCAUUUUUGGGGAGCGCCUCCCCCUGCGCUACUACCUGUCGGGGGGGAUGGUGCUGAGUGGGCUCUUCACCUCACUCUUCGGCCUCGGCUACUUCUGGGACAUCCACGUCCUCUGGUACUUCAUCGUUGUGCAGGUCUGCAAUGGGCUGGUGCAGACGACCGGCUGGCCUGCCGUCGUGGCGUGCGUCGGGAACUGGUUUGGGAAGGGAAAGAGAGGUUUGAUCAUGGGCAUCUGGAACUCGCACACCUCCGUCGGCAACAUCUUAGGGUCGCUCAUUGCCGGUGUCUGGGUCUCCUCUGCCUGGGGCCUGUCCUUCAUCGUGCCUGGCAUCAUCAUCGCCACCGUGGGCAUCAUCUGCUUCUUCUUCCUCGUGGAGUAUCCCGAGGAUGUUGACUGCAGUCCGCCACUGCAUCAUAUGGCCUCUGAUGAGGAUCCUGGGGGAGUGACCACCAGUGAGAAGGAUCCUGAGGCAGUCACCUCCAACGAGGGCCCGCUCAGCCUCUCAGGCCAGAGCAGUGUGGAUCACUCCAACAGCCCCAAGGAGCCAGCUGAGGAGCCCGAAGCCAUCAGCUUCCUCGGAGCGCUCCGGAUACCCGGUGUGGUGGAGUUCUCCCUGUGCCUGCUCUUUGCUAAGCUGGUGAGCUACACCUUCCUGUACUGGCUGCCCCUCUACAUUGUCAACGUUGCUCAUUUCGGCGCCAAGGAAGCUGGGGACCUGUCGACCCUCUUUGAUGUUGGGGGUAUUUUAGGGGGGAUCUUCGCCGGCCUCGUCUCUGACUACACCGGCGGCAGAGCCACCACGUGCUGCGUGAUGCUGGUCGUUGCUGCUCCCAUGCUGUUCCUGUAUAACCACGUUGGCCAGAAUGGCAUUGGCACAUCAAUAGCGAUGCUGGUCAUCUGCGGUGCUCUGGUUAACGGGCCCUACGCGCUCAUCACGACAGCGGUGUCGGCAGAUCUGGGAACCCACGAGUCUCUCAAAGGAAACGCCAAAGCCCUUUCGACUGUCACGGCCAUCAUUGAUGGCACAGGAUCCAUCGGUGCUGCGCUGGGGCCGCUGCUCGCAGGGCUCAUCUCUCCCACGGGCUGGAACAACGUCUUCUACAUGUUGAUAGCAGCCGACGUCCUGGCCUGCCUGCUCCUUGCUCGUGUGGUGGUCAAAGAGGUCCGUGGCUGGUGCGGCUACAUGGCGAGGAAGAGAGGGUUUAAGGAGUUCUGACGUGCCCCCUGUGAGCUG